AAGAGCUUGCAGUUCGAUCAGGGUUAAGUGCACCAGUGACGUUUUUAUCCGUAGAGACCCACGGGGGGCGAAACAGGCUUCCGGCCGCCGGGCUUUAGGCCUUAACGGAGUGAUCGAUGUUGCGUAGUGCCCCUCGGGGGGACGAAGAAGCCCUGAUCGCUGCGAGUUGGUGUUUUCGAGGUACACAGUGCUCCCCGGGGAGACGAAAAGCUCCAGUGACAACGUUUAAGAGCCAUAGAGCCUCCCGGGAGGACGAAGAUGUGGGUGGUUGGGUGUUUUGGUACAAAUUCUCGAUCCGCCCCGUUCCUGCUUGGGCGCAACGGAGUGAAACCUCGGGGCCCGCAGCUCCAACCCCUGGCACCCUGGUACGGGUCCGCCACGCGGGGGAGGCGAUGCGGGGGAAAUCGAUGACCUCCCACCCCGGGCACCCUGGAUGCGGGUCCGCCACGCGGAGAAGGGCGGAAAGUAUCACCGUCGGAAGGAGAGCCCUCGGACUAGGGUUCGUUGCUGGAGGAUCCUCGGACUGGCAACUCCCAACCCUGGCACCCUGGGCCGGGUCCGCCACGCGGGGGAAAGCGUCGCCAAUCCUCACGAAGGUGCAGUACGAGGAAAACAGAGAGGUUCCAAUUCCUGGCACCCUGGACGGACAGGUCCUUCACCGUUAGGAGGCGGGAGGAGGCUUCAAUCCUGUCGUGUUUCGCCAGCUUUUCGGCCACUGGUACCCUGGAGACGGGUCCACCAGAGGCUGCCUUCGGUUGAUGUUCCUGGGGUGCUGAUGAUUGUGGCCCGGGGGGCCUGUAUGCUGCUGCGUC
Aedes albopictus (Asian tiger mosquito) is the source of this 812-nucleotide messenger RNA. RefSeq lists its product as uncharacterized. Lineage: Eukaryota; Metazoa; Arthropoda; Insecta; Diptera; Culicidae. The record is from RefSeq and is a predicted model, not a curated record. The coding region runs from base 117 to 665 and encodes 182 amino acids. The transcript has 2 exons.